Yamadazyma jaroonii is the source of this 1047-nucleotide messenger RNA. The record is from the annotation of a GenBank genome assembly. Lineage: Eukaryota; Fungi; Ascomycota; Pichiomycetes; Serinales; Debaryomycetaceae.
AUGUCUAAACCAGUGAUUGUAGUUGGUGCUGGGGUUGUAGGCCUUAGUUGUGCUCUUGUAUUAAGUGAAAAAGGUUACAAGGUCACUGUUAUUGCUAGAAAUUUACCUACUGAUGCUUUAACCGCAGAAUAUACUUCACCUUGGGCUGGUGCCCACUUCAGACCCCAACCUUCCAGGAGUGAGUCAGAUAAGAAAGAAAUGGAAAUGACCAGGAUUACCCAAAAAUACUUUCAGAAAUUGGCUGUUGAUGAACCUUAUAGUUCCAUAAAGUUUGUGGAAGGUAUAGAAUACUUUGAAAAUCCAGAUUCCCUUAUCAAAGAUCUUGGUUAUGGAUAUACUGAAGAUAUUGAGGAUUUCAAGGUUCUCGACCAGAAAGACCUCCCUGAAGGUUCUGUUUUUGGUACUAGCUAUAAAGCUUGGACUUUAAACUCCCCUCAUUACCUCAGAUACUUGUAUAAUAAGUUAAGCUUCCGUUAUGGAGUGAAUUUUGUCCGUCAACUGUUCGAUAGCUUGAAAGAUAUCUUUGAAAACUAUCCUAAAUCCACCAUUAUCAACGCUUCAGGACGAGGAUUACAAUAUGAUGGUGGCUAUGACCCUCAAGGUUUCCUCAUCAGAGGUCAAACAUUAUUAGUGAGAGCUCCUGCAAAUUGUCCAUAUUUAGAAAAGACUAUCACUCAUCAAUCCAAAGAUGGUUUAUGGACUUUUGUUAUAGGAAGACCCUUAGAUGGAGGUGUGAUUUUAGGAGGUACCAAGCAAGUAGAUAUUAGUCAGACCACUCCUAGAGAAGAAGAUACUCAAGCCUUAAUUGCUCGUGGGAAGAAAUUAUACCCUGAACUUUUCAUUGACGGGGAAUUAGAUAUCAGAAAUAUUAAUGUAGGUUUUAGACCUGCUCGUAAAGGAGGGGUUAGAGUUGAAAUGGAGAAAAAACCCGAAGGUAAUAUCAUUCAUGCCUAUGGAUGUGGAGGUAUGGGAUAUGAAUUAUCCUACGGAAUGGCUCAAAAAGUAUUUGAAUUAUUCCAAACUAUUCCAACUACCCCUAAGCUUUAG